UGCAUUGCUUUGUGACUUCAUAAAUUCAGGUGGCCACAGUGUUUACUAAAAUGAGACGAGAUAAAAUACGAUACCUCUGUCAAAGUAGAUAUAGCAUGAUGUCAUGUUGUGGAGAYAGCUAGCGUGCCCAUGAUCUCCUUAUGCGAUUCGUGAGUUGCUGAAAUURUCCGCUAGCAAAUAUAUGUUUAUACUCGUCAGCGGCAUUAACGUCUUGAGAUAUACAGCUAUAAAAGUUAGCAUUAGCAAGCUACUGUAGUUAGCCAACUAUUUGUGCCUUGAUUGGCGCAUUAGUUAUAUUUUACUUUAGUGUUUGGUGUCAGGUCAGCUAGCUAGUAUCGAUUACGAACUAGUAACGUUAGCUAACUUGCSUCAAACCACAGGUAACGUUAGCUAGCUAAACAGCUAGUCAGGUAACAGUUAGCUAAUUCGACUUGUUAACUCUGGCUAGCCUCACAGCUGGAUCUUUCCACGAUGUGAGUUGGUGUUCGCCUUGCGCAUCAGCUAGUGUUUGCUUACAAUCCUAAAAUGUACACCUUAUUAUCUGGUCUGUACAAAUACGUGUUCCAGAAGGACGAAUACUGCAUCUUGAUCCUAGGACUGGACAAUGCAGGAAAAACGACAUUUCUGGAACAGACUAAGACCAAGUUCAGUAAGAACUACAAGGGAAUGAAUUUGUCCAAAAUCACCACUACAGUUGGACUAAACAUCGGCACAAUCGAUGUGGGCAAGGCUCGCCUAAUGUUCUGGGACCUUGGUGGUCAAGAGGAGCUUCAGUCGCUGUGGGACAAAUACUAUGCUGAGUCCCACGGAGUGAUCUAUGUGAUAGACUCCACCGAUGAGGAGCGCCUAUCAGAAUCAAAAGAGGCCUUUGAGAAAAUGAUCAGCAGUGAGGUUUUGGAAGGUGUGCCUCUCCUGGUGCUCGCCAACAAGCAGGAUGUGGAGAACUGCAUGUCUGUGCCAGACAUCAAAACCGCUUUCAGCGACUGCGCUCCAAAGAUUGGGAAAAGAGAUUGCCUGGUGCAGCCCUGCACAGCCCUAACCGGGCAGGGGGUUAACGAAGGCAUUGAGUGGAUGGUGAAGUGCGUCAUCAGAAACAUUCACCGGACACCGAGACAGAAGGACAUCACAUAGAACAAGCCAUGACCUUCCCAACUCCAGAGCUCCCACAACCAGGAGGUAUUCAUUAGGCACCAAAUGGUAGAAAACAGACUGAAACAGGGAGGGACUAUAUGGACUUACUGUCUAAUAUGAACGGUUUUCGAUUGAAAUACAACCUUAAUGAAUACGAACGACCCAGGUGUCCCUUUUACUACAAUGUGGCUUCCAGAAACCGUGAUGAACUCUACCCAAGCCCUGGCUCCCUGUCCUCUUAUUUGGGUGCUCUGAACUYGUUUAGUUUUCAGAUGCAGCUUAGCGUCAGGGGGAUACAAUUGGGGAUACAAUUGAUUAUUGUGUAUUAUUUGGAUAUGUACCUUGAGGUGUAAAGCUUUUGAAGGCUUUUUCCUUUUGGCCUCAGCUAAUGUGUGUCUUUCUGACCAAACUAUUAUAGCGUCAUCAUGUCGUUAAAGUUUCUCCCUGGCUCUCAGUACCUCCCUUCGGUAAUAUAAUUCCAGGACCUCUAUUCAYAAAGCAUCUCUGAAUAGGAGUACUGAUCUAGGAUCAGUUUAGCCUUUUAGAUCAUAAAGAAUCAGAUUUAUAUGGAUUWUAUUACUCUCAACCCAAUUAGGUUUAGUAGUCUAUCAUUUAACGGUCAAGAGGAUGAAACAUGACAACUUUAUGAUUCAUAUUAUGCAAAGACACUACAUGUAAUGGAAUUGUACAUUGUAACAGAGGGUCAACGAUAUAUUCAUAGACGGGAAAUACUAGUUUUAGAGUUCGAAAUGCCGUGUGGUGUUUGUGUAUGGUUGAGUACCAAAUGGCACCGCAUAGGGCUCUGGUCAAUAGUAGUGCACUGUAUAGGGAAUAGGAUGCCAUUUGGGACACGCCCUCUCUUUUCACUCUGUCAGUCUAACCUGGUGACAUAUGUAAAGUAACGACGAUGAUCAGGCUGAAAACGUAUUUUAAUUACAGUAUGAGGAAGAUUAUGUAAUAAACAUUUCAGAACAGUUAA
Salvelinus sp. IW2-2015 is the source of this 2110-nucleotide messenger RNA. RefSeq names its product ADP-ribosylation factor-related protein 1. Gene Ontology annotation, biological process: Golgi to plasma membrane protein transport; intracellular protein transport; protein localization to Golgi apparatus. Lineage: Eukaryota; Metazoa; Chordata; Actinopteri; Salmoniformes; Salmonidae. Gene Ontology annotation, molecular function: GTP binding; GTPase activity. The record is from RefSeq and is a predicted model, not a curated record. Gene Ontology annotation, cellular component: Golgi apparatus.